This is a messenger RNA of Micropterus salmoides (largemouth bass), 3442 nucleotides long. RefSeq names its product sorting nexin-9-like. The record is from RefSeq and is a predicted model, not a curated record. NCBI's taxonomy places the organism in Eukaryota, Metazoa, Chordata, Actinopteri, Centrarchiformes, Centrarchidae. Gene Ontology annotation, molecular function: phosphatidylinositol binding; protein binding. Gene Ontology annotation, biological process: cleavage furrow formation; endosomal transport; plasma membrane tubulation. Gene Ontology annotation, cellular component: cytoplasmic vesicle; plasma membrane.
UCUCUCCGCGGUGCAGGUCACUCCCUCCGUGCUGUCAGCAGCUCUCUGCGCGGUUCAAACUUACAGUCGCACCGAACCAGUCUUCUACUACCGUGCUUUAUGCAGGUUUCUGAGUUUUUAAGUAUCACGCUGUUUUUAGUAAUGUGUUAAAGUCUGUGGUACGGCGGCUCUCCACCGGGAGGAAUCACCGUGUUUUCUUCGCUUUUAGUUGAAAAGCAGCAGGGGGAAAUGUCCAGCUGAGGAUUGGAAAACCUGAAAACUGCAGGGCCUGCUUUUGUAAUGAUUGAUCAAUGCUUCGACAAUGGCGCUAAAGGCACAAGUUUUAUAUGACUUCACUGCUGAGCCUGGAAACAACGAGUUGACGGUGAAAGAAGGCGAGACAGUCACUAUCACCAAUCAGAAUAUUGGAGGCGGCUGGAUUGAAGCACAGAACUCUAGAGGGAAUGUUGGACUGGUGCCUGAAGACUACAUUGAGUUCGGUAACCCUUUUCCAUCAUUACCGGGAGCAGGAACCACUGCACUUACUCCAAGUGUAGGAAAUGUUGCACCUCCGGACCUGUCCAUCUUUGAUGCCUAUGCUCCCCCGUCAGUACCUGCACAAAACCAGGUGGAUGCUGGGGGCAUAAGUCCCCAGCCGGACACCCCAGACACCCCAGUUUCCCCCUACCUUUCGUCCCCUGAUGAGGCUAGUAACGGCAAUGAUCCCUGGUCUGUGUGGAACGCAGACCCCUCAGGGGGCUCCAACAACUGGGCGUCCAAUCCAGAGGGCACCCAGACUGAGAAGAGUGCCCGUGACCCCUGGGGCUCCGUAUCACAUGGCCACCCUCAGGCUUACCAGGGCCCAGGAGCAGAGGAUGAUGAGUGGGAUGAUGAGUGGGAUGACAUGAAGUCCGCUGGAGGUUACGCCGAGUCAGAAUCUGGAGACGGUGGAGCAAUACAGAGAGGAGGAGCUCAUGCGUCUUCAAUGAAAAUCUCCCUCAACAAGUUUCCUGGGUUCUCCAAGUCUGGUCCAGAGCUCUAUCUCCUAUGCAAGCAGCUUGCUAAGAGCAAAGAGAAGCUGUCAAUCUAUGUGGGAGAAGUUGGUCCCGUGUGGGCUUACCCUGAAACUCAGCUAGAUUGUGUGGUGGCUGAUCCCAAGAAAGGCUCAAAGAUGUACGGCCUCAAGAGUUACAUCGAGUACCAAAUCACACCCAACACCACAAACCGACCAGUCAAUCACAGAUACAAGCACUUUGAUUGGCUGUAUGAGAGGCUGCUAGACAAAUUCGGGUCAGCCAUCCCCAUCCCCUCUUUGCCGGACAAGCAGGUGACAGGGCGAUUUGAGGAAGAGUUUAUUAAGAUGCGUAUGGAGCGGUUGCAGGGCUGGAUGACCAGAAUGUGCAGGCACCCUGUGGUUUCCAGCAGUGAAGUGUUCCAGACUUUCCUCACCUACAAGGAUGAGAAGGACUGGAAGAUGGGGAAGAGAAAAGCAGAGAAAGACGAGACGGUGGGCGUGAUGAUCUUCACCACGAUAGAGCCUGAAGCUUCGGAUCUGGAUCUUGUGGAAGUGGAACAGAAAUGCGAGCAGUUCAGCAAGUUUACCAAAGCCAUGGAUGACGGGGUAAAGGAAAUCCUCACAGUGGGCAAUGAGCACUGGAAGAGAUGUACAGGCCCUUUGCCAAAAGAGUACCAGAGGAUCGGCAAAGCCUUCCAAAACCUCUCCUCUGUCUUCACCAGCAGCGGGUACCAAGGCGAGUCAACCCUGACUGAUGCCAUGACAGCAGCAGGCAAGACAUAUGAGGAGAUAGCUCAGAUGGUGGCAGAGCAGCCAAAGAAAGACCUCCACUUCGUCAUGGAGACCAACAAUGAAUAUAAAGGUCUUCUGGGAUGCUUCCCAGACACCAUCGGAGUCCAUAAGGCUGCCAUAGACAAGGUGAAGGAGGCCGACAAGCUGGUGGCCACCAGUAAAAUUACCCCUCAGGACAAAGUCACCAUGGCUAAACGAGUCAGCACCAUGUCUUACUCAUUACAAGCUGAGAUGAACCAUUUCCAUAGCAACCGUAUCUAUGACUACAACAGGGUCAUGCAGUUGUACUUGGAAGAGCAAGUCAAGUUUUACGAGACGAUUGCUGCAAAACUGAGACAAGCACACAGUCAGUUCACUACAAUGUGAAAGCAACGGCCUUCAGUCUCGCACUACAAGACAGGAGUUAAACCAGCUCAACAGCCAAAAUAUUCUUGCUUAUUCCGCAUUCUUUUCCCUCCCUUUAAUUUAAUUUUCACUUCUCUCUUUCUCCCACUCUUACCUCAUCCCUUCCUUUACUGCUCAUGCCAGUAGUCCCAGAUCAUGGUGUUACUUUCAUGUGCUGUUCUCAGAAGUGUUUAAACAUUUAAUAAGCAUGUGCAGCUGCUGAAAGUCUUUGACAUCAGUGGGUUUAUUUGCAGGCCCAGCAUUGAUAGCAAAACAAGACGCACUAUUUACACACGCCCUUUCCUCUGUCCAAGGUCCGCAGCGAAUGAGACAGGAAGUAAACAUCCAAGUCACAGUUUGUGGUCAUAAAUUGUUACAUUGCUUGAGUUGAUCUCCAGAGUUUUGUGAUGCUAAGCUACGUUUUGUACGACACGCCUGUGCUCACAUUUUAUCUACCUAUUUUAAAGCAAUACUCAAUAUGCAUGUUUUCAUUCAUUUGUAAAGAAAAAUGGUAAAGGAAAGGAUUUACACGUGUUGUAAAAGAUCUGUCUGCACAGUGAUGUAGUGACACCAAAAACCAAAGCUAACCUCCCUCUGUCAACAGGGACAGCAGGGGGUAGAUUUUUUUAACGUGGCAUUGUACCGUUAUCUCAUAUUUGAGUGAGUCCUUACAUCUUCUUUGAAAGCAGUGGAGAGAAUCCAAGCUUUAGCAGAGUUUGCAAAGGCAGAGUGUCUUCUGUGGGUCCAGGGCUGGCAUUCCCUAGCCCCCUUUCAUUCAGCACUUCCUCAAAAGCUAACAGGAAGCUCCACCUCCUUCCUGUCUUGCCCACGUGCCUUGCAAAAAAUAGAAAUGGUCGACUUAAUAGUUGCCCCCGAGCCUUCGUUCCGUGACGCUGCAGUUUACAUUUCAGGAGUCAAAAUGUGGGAUAAAGGAUACUCAAGUUGGGGUUCAUUAUAUUAAGAGAUUAAAGCCAAAAGUCAGUGAAUUAAUACCUCCCUGCAGGCGGUGCCAAACUUGAUUUCUCUCUCCCAGUAGUCUUGAAAGAAUAUGCGUCCUUUGUUGACUAGAUCAUGGUGUUUUAAAUGAAGGCGUGACUGCAGUGUUAACUGUAAGAAACUAUACUAUAGGAAGAGUUUGGGAUGGAGCCAUUGAUUAUGUCAUGUAUGCAAUUUUGCUUUUGCUUUUCACAGCCCAGUUUUCAAUCAGUCUCUAAUCUUGUUCACUCUUUGUUUUUCUUAUCACUUCAUACAUGGGAAAAAAAAAAAAAAAAA